GGCACGGGCCGGGGGGCGGGGGCUCUGGGGCCGAGAGUGUUGUCAGUUCCGCCUUCAAUCGCCCAUUCCCCUCUUCCCCUCCCAGCCCCCUCCAUCCCAUCGGAAGAGGAAGGAACAAAAGGUCCCGGGCCCCCCGGAUCUGACGGGGCGGGACCUGGCGCCUCGGUGCAGGAUAGAUUCACAAGACUAUUUCCCUAGUGUGGAGCUACCUUGGGUAAGAGUAUGUCGUCCAUCUUGCCUUUCACUCCGCCAGUGGUGAAGAGACUGCUGGGAUGGAAGAAAUCUGCUGGUGGGUCUGGAGGAGCAGGAGGAGGAGAGCAGAAUGGACAGGAAGAAAAGUGGUGUGAGAAAGCAGUGAAAAGUCUGGUGAAGAAGCUAAAGAAAACAGGACGAUUAGAUGAGCUUGAGAAAGCUAUCACCACUCAAAAUUGUAAUACUAAAUGUGUUACCAUACCAAGCACUUGCUCUGAAAUUUGGGGACUGAGUACACCAAAUACGAUAGAUCAGUGGGAUACAACAGGCCUUUACAGCUUCUCUGAACAAACCAGAUCUCUUGAUGGUCGCCUUCAAGUUUCUCAUCGAAAAGGGUUACCACAUGUUAUCUAUUGCCGGUUAUGGCGCUGGCCUGAUCUUCACAGUCAUCAUGAACUCAAGGCAAUUGAAAACUGCGAAUAUGCGUUUAAUUUAAAAAAGGAUGAAGUAUGUGUAAAUCCUUACCACUAUCAGAGAGUCGAGACACCAGUUUUGCCUCCGGUGUUAGUGCCACGACACACUGAAAUUCUAACAGAAUUACCGCCUCUGGAUGAUUAUACCCACUCCAUUCCAGAAAACACUAACUUCCCAGCGGGAAUUGAGCCACAGAGUAAUUAUAUUCCAGAAACACCACCUCCUGGAUAUAUCAGUGAAGAUGGAGAAACAAGUGAUCAACAAUUGAACCAAAGUAUGGACACAGGCUCUCCAGCAGAACUGUCUCCUACUACUCUCUCCCCUGUUAAUCAUAGCCUGGAUUUGCAGCCAGUUACUUACUCAGAACCUGCGUUUUGGUGUUCAAUAGCAUAUUAUGAAUUAAACCAGAGGGUUGGAGAGACUUUCCAUGCAUCACAGCCCUCGCUCACUGUAGAUGGCUUUACAGACCCAUCAAAUUCAGAGAGGUUCUGCUUAGGUUUGCUCUCUAAUGUUAACCGAAAUGCYACAGUAGAAAUGACAAGAAGGCAUAUAGGAAGAGGAGUGCGCUUAUAUUACAUAGGUGGGGAAGUUUUUGCUGAGUGCCUAAGUGAUAGUGCAAUCUUUGUGCAGAGCCCCAAUUGUAAUCAGAGAUACGGCUGGCACCCUGCAACAGUGUGUAAAAUUCCACCAGGCUGUAACCUGAAGAUCUUCAACAACCAGGAAUUUGCUGCUCUUCUGGCUCAGUCUGUUAAUCAGGGUUUUGAAGCCGUGUACCAAUUAACUAGAAUGUGCACCAUAAGAAUGAGUUUUGUGAAAGGAUGGGGAGCAGAAUAUCGAAGACAGACGGUAACAAGUACUCCUUGCUGGAUUGAACUUCAUCUGAAUGGACCUCUACAGUGGUUGGACAAAGUAUUAACUCAGAUGGGAUCCCCUUCAGUGCGUUGCUCAAGCAUGUCAUAAAGCUCAUCACCAACUGAGUCCCAUCAAAAGACUUAAUGUAACARCUCUUCUGUCAUAGUAUUUGUGUAUGGUCCCGAUGGACUUUGCUAUCCAAAAAUUCCAGAGAGAAAACAGCACUUGAGGUCUCAUCAGUUAAAGCACCUUGUGGAAAAUCUGUUUCCUAUAUUUGAAUAUUAGAUGGGAAAAUUAGUGUCUAGAAGUGUCUUCCCAUUAAGGGGGAAAAGAAGAUUUAAAGACUUAAUGGUAUCUUGUUGGGCAUAAGACUGAGUGUCCCAAAGGUUUAUUAAYAACAGUAGUAGUUAUGUGUACAGGUAAUGUAUCAUGACCCAGUAUCGCAGUAUUGUGCCGUUUAUAUACAUUUUAGUUUGCAUAAAUGAGGUGUGUGUGUGCUGCUUCAUGAUCUAGGCAAGCCUUUAUAAAGUUACAGUACCUAAUCUGUUAUUCCCACUUCUCCGUUAUUUUUGUGUCUUUUUUAAUAUAUAAUAUAUAUCAAGAUUUUCAAAUUAUCAUCUAGAAGCAGAUUUUCCUUGUGGAAAAAACUAAUUUUUCUGCCUUUUACCAAAAAUAAACUCUUGGGGGAAGAAAAGUGGA
This is a messenger RNA of Urocitellus parryii (Arctic ground squirrel), 2217 nucleotides long. RefSeq names its product SMAD family member 2 (gene Smad2). Gene Ontology annotation, cellular component: heteromeric SMAD protein complex. The record is from RefSeq and is a predicted model, not a curated record. Gene Ontology annotation, biological process: activin receptor signaling pathway; cell differentiation; positive regulation of transcription by RNA polymerase II. NCBI's taxonomy places the organism in Eukaryota, Metazoa, Chordata, Mammalia, Rodentia, Sciuridae. Gene Ontology annotation, molecular function: DNA-binding transcription factor activity, RNA polymerase II-specific; I-SMAD binding; RNA polymerase II cis-regulatory region sequence-specific DNA binding.